Messenger RNA from Zonotrichia leucophrys gambelii, 2918 nucleotides. RefSeq names its product HAUS augmin like complex subunit 6 (gene HAUS6). The transcript is spliced from 17 exons. The record is from RefSeq and is a predicted model, not a curated record. Lineage: Eukaryota; Metazoa; Chordata; Aves; Passeriformes; Passerellidae. Gene Ontology annotation, biological process: spindle assembly. Gene Ontology annotation, molecular function: microtubule binding. Gene Ontology annotation, cellular component: HAUS complex; mitotic spindle microtubule. Bases 42 to 2255 code for a protein of 737 amino acids.
UGGGCGGCCCGCCCGUGGGAGGUUUUGGCGGGCUCGGCAAGAUGGCGGCGGGUAUGCCGCGUCUUACCGGCCGUUUGUCGGAGCCGUCUUUUACCCAGGAGGUGGCGGAGGACUCUUUUACCCCCUCGUUGCCGGGAGCUGCAGUGGAGGGCGCUAAGUGGGAGAGCAGUUACCUCUGGAUAUGUUUGCUGGCCUUGGGCUUCGACCCGAAACGGUACCCGGGCGUACAGCUAGGGAGGGAUAUGUUUGCUGCACCGAAUGCCAAAGCGUUUGCCACCAUUUCCCACUUCUUGUUUGCUAAGCUGGAUAAGCGCUGUGCAGAAGUAACUUUGAAUCUGUCAAGUCCUAGAUUUACGAACCGCUGCUGUCAGUGGCUAAGAGAAAUUUCACAGCAGAUGGAAGUAAGUGUCCCACAAAUUACACCUUCCGCACUGAUUUCUCCUAGUGGUGCUAAACUUGUUCAUGUGUUGUACCGUUUUGCAAGAUACGUAAUGAUUGAGAACAUGAAAAAGCUCUCUGUAGGCACUGGUUUACCUUCUGCUGAAGCUGUAACGCAGAGACCUCGGAAUAUGUACAUAGCAAAAGCAAGACACAGAGUUGCAUACAAUAAACUGCUGCAAGUUCUUCAAAGAGAACAUUUUAUUUUUCAAGAAUAUAGGAGAAAAGCACAGAUUUUAUCUAGAGCAAUAAAGCGGACAAAGUCUGAAUAUGCAGAUGCGCAGAAUCAGCUUUGCAGGAUGAAGCAAAAUGACCAAAACGAAAAUGACACAACUGAGAGAAUUCAGAAGGUCCGCAGUAUGUGGGCAUUUAUAGAGGAAACGCUUACAUCUCUGAAAAAAGAAAAGGAAGUUGUGGAUUCUGUACUUGAAGACUGUGUUAACCCAUGUAUUCUGGAUGGAAGUGAUGUUGUUUUGAGUGUUCCAGCAUUGUUGACUUCUGGAGUUGAAAGUAACAUACAUACAUUUUGUACAGGAAAUUUAUAUGAAGAGGGAAAUCUGAAUUUCCUAACAGUUAUUCAGUUGUUAAAUGAAGCCCUGAUGACAUUGAGAGAUGAACGUUGUCCACGUAAAUUAAAAGAACUGGACAGAAUUGAGGAUGUGGUUGCAUCCUACAAGAAUGCACUACGGGAGUUGAACGCUGAAAGUCUAAGAAGAAAGCAAGAGCAUUGUGAGCCAAUGCAUCAGUCUGUUGUCAGAAGACAAGAAAUCUGGGAGUCAAAGUGGAAAACGAUUCUUGGCCAGUCUCCUUUUAAUUUAAUCUUUAGAGAUGAUCUGCAACCAGCUUCAUCACUUCAGUGUUUUAGUUCUUCAGACGAAGUUGGUGUCCUUAAUCAGUUAUUUUCAGAUAAUUAUGACUAUGAUCAUGAAGAAAGCUGUGAGGAAAGUGAUGGGUCUUUGGAAGCCCCGAUCGAUGCAAUAUUAGUACCCUCAAGAAGGAGCUCAUCGUUGCCGUUGUCAUCAGAGGUGUCUGAAAAUGAAGACCUGUUAAUUAAAAAUGUAUAUCUCUUUGAAAACUUGAAUACUUGUGUGGGAAAUGAAAAACCUGUGUCUGAAAAAAACUUAAAAAAUGGAAAGGAAGAAUUCCCUGCUUCAGAAAUGGAGGAGAAUGCAGGUGAAAAUGUUACCCAGCCAAAGUCUCCUGCGAAAAAAGAUUACCUUCUUGAGAAAGCCAGGGAUGAACUGGAAGGAGAGAUUGCAAAGGCGGUGAUUUCUGAGUCACCUCACAGUGGUGAAGAAAAAGGAAUGACAUUAGAUGAUCCCAGGAGCUCACUGUCUUUUAACCCAUUUAUAACGAAGAAUAAAAUACCCCGAACUCCAGAAAAUCUGCUUGCUGAAAUUAGAAGUUCGUUAAAUUCUGCCCUUCAUGAAUCUCCUGACAUUGGAAUAUUGGACGAGACGCUUCUACAGUGUGAUAGUAUGGAUACCACCAUAUCUGCAGCCUCAGACUCAAUUUUAUUAACAAUGGACAGUGAAAAUUUAAUGGAUGGGUCAGAAAAUAAUGAGGAUAUUAAAAAAUGGGACCUAUAUUGGCAGUCCCCGUCCUACUCACACAAAGUGCUAAAAAAGACUGCAUCUAAGAGUCAUAAUAAUGGAGACAAGUCCCAAAGUUAUAGAGCUAAACUAAGGAUGUCCGAAGAAGGAGAGGAAAAUGAGGAUGAUCUUCUCACGGAUGAAGGAUUUACCAAGAUGCCAUUGCCAAGCUCUCCUGAUGAAAGCAAACAUUCCCUGUCAUCUUUGCUGUCAACAGAAGGAUAGUACAUGAAGUCCCAUUAGACUUACUACAUGAAUUGAAGGUAAGAAUAGUUGAGUUGGAAGUUGGGAACGAAGGAACAUUCAUCAGGAUGGAAUUUGUAAAGCAGCAUAACCAGAGCAGUGCAUUUAUGACUCACUUGUAUCUUCUCCAAGCAUUAUCUGCAUUGGGAAGUUGCAAUCCUUUUGGUCUGCAAGGAGACUCUACUUCAAUCUCCUUGUUUAGGAGUGUCACUUGCCUGCUCUGACACUGCCAGUUUCAUAUCAUUCAGUGUGGCUUUCUAUAUACAGAACUAUAAGCUUAUUUUGAACAGCAGAUAUUGAGUAAAUGGCAUAACCUAGAAAAUGGAAAAAUGAGAUGUCAAAGGAGAAAUAGUGAAAUCUGUUAAUUUGCUCCUAAUCCACAUCUCUUACCCCAUCCCAACCCUUAACCCAACAGAUUGAUAUUUUUCUUGGUGCUCUACAUUCCAUUACAUUCAUCUCUCUUACUGAGAUUUCUGGUCUAUACUGCCAUCAAUUCUGCCUUUUGAUAGAGGCUGUUCCCUUUUUCUAUGCUUCACUGGAGUGCAUAUUUCUUUAGCUAUAUUACUGAAUAAAUGCUUUACAAUAAAUGCUUUACUACUAAAGUGUAGUAGUGUGUUUGUUAAGUUUAUUGUAUAGCUCCCCCAU